This is a messenger RNA of Belonocnema kinseyi, 378 nucleotides long. Its product is annotated as unconventional myosin-XVIIIa-like. NCBI's taxonomy places the organism in Eukaryota, Metazoa, Arthropoda, Insecta, Hymenoptera, Cynipidae. The transcript is spliced from 2 exons. The coding region runs from base 1 to 378 and encodes 125 amino acids. The record is from RefSeq and is a predicted model, not a curated record.
AUGUUAUUAACCCUCGAUGAUGAAACCCAGAAGAUGACGCAAAUCGCAAGGUUGAAGGAGAGCGUCGACAAGUUGCAAACUGAAGCAGCUUUGCUGAAGACGAAGGAGCAGACUGCUCAGGACGCAGCUCGAAGAUUGCAGAGAUCCUUGAGGGAAGCGAAAGAAGAGGGAGCUGCGGUAGCAGCUCGAGAACAGGAAGCGACGCGGGCUCGUCGUGAUGUGGAAAAAGCCCUGGAAGCUGCUGAAGCAGAAACCAAGGUCGUUCGAGACGAUCUGAGACUUGCAUUGCAGAGGAUUGAUGAUUUGCAGAGUGCAAUUCAAGGCGAUCUGGACCUGGAUUGCAGUGAGGAAGCGACGAGCGACAACAGUGAUAGGUAA